Coregonus clupeaformis (lake whitefish) is the source of this 1881-nucleotide messenger RNA. RefSeq names its product mesoderm-specific transcript homolog protein-like. Bases 252 to 1232 code for a protein of 326 amino acids. The record is from RefSeq and is a predicted model, not a curated record. Gene Ontology annotation, molecular function: catalytic activity. Lineage: Eukaryota; Metazoa; Chordata; Actinopteri; Salmoniformes; Salmonidae. The transcript is spliced from 13 exons.
CUCCAUGCGACACUACAAAAUAAUACAAUUUCCCCGACUCUGCACUAAUGCAGUGCACUGGGCCAAGGUUCGAAACAUACCCAGAUGACCGGGACGCGGACACUGAGCGCACAGGAAUGACAGAACCGCGACUCGGCUGUAGGUAGGUACAGCACUGAGUGCCCCAGGCGGAAGUGUUAUUUUAGUGUCCAGAACUGACACAUUUCCAAGAGAGUGCGGAAUGCGAUUCCGGCCCUCCUACCUAAGGAAAGAUGAGGGAAUGGUGGCUUCUUGUGGGCUUGCUGUGCAUUCCUCUGCUGGCGGUCUACCUCCACAUCCCUCCUCCCCAACUGUCCCCUGCCCUCCUGACCUGGCACUCUGCCGGAGCAUUCUUCACUUUCAGGGGCAACAAUAUAUUCUACAGAGAAACCUAUGGUGCUGUAGGCAGCUCUGAUGUAGUCAUCCUCCUCCAUGGCUUCCCUACCUCCAGCCUUGACUGGUACAAGAUAUGGGAGCCCCUGAAUCAGCGCUUUAACCGAGUCAUUGCUCUGGACUUCCUUGGCUUUGGCUUCAGUGACAAACCUAGGCCCCACCGCUACUCCAUCUUUGAGCAGGCCAGCGUUGUGGAGGCGUUGGUGUCCCACCUGGGUCUGACAGAGCGGAGGGUCAACCUGCUCUCCUACGACUACGGAGACACUGUGGCCCAGGAACUACUCUACAGGAGUGACCACAACAGGACAGGACACUUGACCAUCAACAGCCUCUGUCUGUCCAAUGGAGGAAUAUUCCCUGAAACACACCAUCCCAGAUUCCUUCAGAAGCUCCUCAAGGACUCCAGCUUCCUCUCUUCUGUGCUGACCCGUCUCACCAACUACAUGGUCUUCUCUAAAGGGCUUGGGGACGUGUUUGGUCCUUACACCCAGCCCACAGACGCUGAGUUCUUCGACAUGUGGACAGGGGUCCGCUUCAAUGAUGGGAACCUGGUCAUGGACAGUAUCCUGCAGUUUAUUAACCAGAGGGACAAGCACAGAGACAGAUGGGUUGGUGCUCUCACCUCUACUUUCAUCCCUGUUCAUAUGAUCUAUGGACCCCUGGAUCCAGUCAACCCUCACCCCCAAUUCAUCCUCCUUUACCAGAAACUGGUCCAGAGGUCCACUGUGUCGGUUCUGGAUGAACACAUCAGCCAUUAUCCCCAGCUGGAGGACCCUACUGGCUUCCUCAAUGCCUACUUUAGCUUCAUCAAUGCCUUCUGAGCAACCUCACCAGCAUUAGACAAUCUGAACUUGACAUCUGCGAGCAUAACCUGGGUCAUGUUCAUUCGGGCUCACAACGGGAAGGAUUUAAAACGUUUUGCAAUGGGAAAACAAAAAUAUGAAUUUCUUAUUGGAGUUCAGCCCAGGUAGUCCUUUUCUUCCAUUUGGUGCCUAAUGAACAUAUUCACAUCUCCCAUUGAAAACAAUGCAUGGUUUAUGUGAGAAAAGUAGUGUGUAGAAGAUUCUGACUGGAUGGGUCGGUCGUGAAAAACACCCAUAAUUGAAAAACUUCAACCUGAAUGAGAACUGUGCACAUUGAAUCAUACCUGAUAUGACACAGACAUCUUGAAUCCAUUCCUGUUAUUGAGGUCACCAAAGCGCCAAGUCCGACAGAUACUGUCUGCCUGCUACUCGGUAUGAACAAAAUUACAGUAGCUUAGCUGCAAAUGACAAUACUAAAUGGAACUACUGCUACUAUAGGGACAUUUGUGUACCAUGGGAAGUCUUACUGGAAGCAAAGAUUGCCCAAGCUAAUCUCAAAAGUAUUUUGAUUAUCUUUGGGGUUCAAUUAAUAGUUGUUUAUGACAAAUUGAUGUAAUUCAUAAGGUGGUAGAGCAUUUCUAACAGGUUGCAUCCCAAGGAAAAUUAU